Messenger RNA from Stegostoma tigrinum, 2002 nucleotides. RefSeq names its product chromosome 23 C8orf33 homolog (gene c23h8orf33). The record is from RefSeq and is a predicted model, not a curated record. The transcript has 7 exons. NCBI's taxonomy places the organism in Eukaryota, Metazoa, Chordata, Chondrichthyes, Orectolobiformes, Stegostomatidae. Bases 205 to 978 code for a protein of 257 amino acids.
UCACUGAACCGGGGGAACAAAUUGAACGACGGACACAGAACACCCGAUUUCCGGUGGUGGCUGAGUGCCGAGAAAAGGAGAGUCUGAGAAACCUAUUUCUACGGUUUCUUGUGAAACUUUGAAGGGUGCACAGAUUGCUGCUUUGGGGAGGUGCCCAGGCUGCCAAUGAUCUGUUAAGCUGUUGGAGGUGUUUUGGAUACUUUAAUGGAGGAGAGCCUCAACAAGAACAUCCAGGUGGAGCUGGAUUGUGGGAUCCAGCAACAACAGACUGGGGUCUCCCAGCUCAAACUGUCAUCACAACAAGAUAUUAAGCUACAGCUGGGAAACUGCACAGAACAAUCUGUGCCUGUAACUCAGGAUAAGAAGCCAAAGGAAGAACCCAAGCUGCUAAGCCAUCAAAAGGCUAACCAGGUCAAAACUGCUCAGAAAAAGAAAAAGAAAGUGCGUUGCAAUAAGCCCGUGGCUGAAGCUGAGAAGGAUGGAGAGAGGCAGAGCAAUGACAGAGAUGGCAGAGACAGUAACUCCACAACUUCUGGAGCAGAACCGUGCCUGACUUCAGAAGAGCAGCUGCGGCGGGAAGUGGACUGGUGCAUUGAGCAACUAGAACUUGGGCUACGCACGCAGAAAGCCAAACCGAAACAAGCUGAGCAGGCUAUUCGUGCACUGAGAACCCUCCGCAGUGAGAAAGCACCACUCGUGAAGAAACGGCAAAUGAUGAGGUCCAUUUUUGGAGACUACAGGAAAAAGAUGGAAGAGGAAUGGCAAAGACAAUUCAAAUUGAUGCUUGCAGCUACAAAAUCUGCCAGCAUCAAACCAGUUGGAAUGCAGAAAAGGAGCCAAGUCUUUCGGAAAUCUGUGAGCAACUUGAAAAGAGUUGGGGAUUUCUCUGAAUCUGACUCUGUGAAUUCAGAAGGGAGCGCAGUUCAAUGCAUGCAUGAUCAAAACAGCCAAAGUCACUUCCGGUUUAAUUUUUUCUGAGUAAUAUUCACUAAUUGAAGUGUGUGGAACAAAAUGUGUGUCACAGACCUUUGGCUGGCAAGGCAACAUCUAUUAUGGGAUUUUCUCUUCAAACACUUAUUUUGCUGAGCUGAAAACAAGGAUUGAUUGUGUGGAUUUGGACCAUAUCAUUUGCCAUUAAAGACUGAUGCAUUGAAACAUUGUGCAAGCAGCCGUUUUGAAAGUUUUGGCGACUGCUGUCGGCCCUAUCAUUUAAAUGAGAGAUUUUUUAGGGAAUUGGUCUUUCCGCAUUGGAGUCUCUCCUGCCUUCCUUUCUUCUAAGAUACCUCUCAAGCCCCUCCAGUCUGAACAAGAGAAGAAUGAAUGAGAUUGUCAAUGUGUGGCGAUGGCUGCUGCAGAAUUCAGGUUUCCUGUUCACUUAUCUUGGGCAGACAUUAAAAUCAGUAAUAAUUUGGUCUGUCAGUGUAUGGUUUUGUGAUGUGUUAAGUAGAAUAUUUACAGGCAGCAGGAAACUGACUGCCUCUUCUGCAGACAACUUUUUUUAAACUAUUAGCUGUUGUGAGAACAUAAGUGUUGUGCUUGGAGUCUUUAUUUUUCAGUUGUUUUGAGGGCUGUGUUCAAUCCUAUAUUAGACCAGAAGCAGCCAAAGUCCAUCUCUAUUCAUGUGCUAAAGGUGAAUAAAUUAACUUGUUUUUUUAAUUCUGUAAAAUGCAGUUCUGGUGCAUUUAGUGUACACCAUUGUUUUUCAUGGCACAAAUGAGACUGAAAACUUUAGGUCAGUUGCUGACUGUGAUAUUACAUAGCAAACACAACAGUGCAAGUUACAAACAGAACAGUUCUCGCUCUGCACCCGUGUGUGCAAACUUUUCAUGCCAAGGGCUAUGCCACAUCUGAAGAUGCAAGUUGUAUUUUGAGGGUGGGUGGGUAUUUGUGUGCGCAACAUAAGUGUUCAAGAAAUAAAAAACUACAAAGAAUAAUUUUGGUAUAUAAACAUACUUUUAUUGUGAUAAUUGUACCUUCAUUUCAAUACAAUAAAAUCAAUGUA